Molecule: messenger RNA, 4687 nt
Organism: Triplophysa rosa
Lineage: Eukaryota; Metazoa; Chordata; Actinopteri; Cypriniformes; Nemacheilidae
Product: zgc:123305
Exons: 20
Coding region: 112-3084 (990 amino acids)
Biological process (GO): triglyceride biosynthetic process; cellular response to insulin stimulus; positive regulation of transcription by RNA polymerase II
Cellular component (GO): nucleus
Molecular function (GO): phosphatidate phosphatase activity; transcription coactivator activity
Source: RefSeq, a predicted model, not a curated record
AGAAUCACUGCCCGUGAUUGGGUGGAGUUUGAUUGGCGUGCUGACGUGUGUUCCUGUGCGUGUGAGUGCAGGAAGUUUUUAAAGGUUGCUGGUGUGCUUUAGUGUCAGACGAUGAAUUACGUGGGUCAGCUGGCAGAGACGGUUUUUGUGACUGUUAAAGAGCUUUAUCGAGGACUGAACCCUGCCACGCUCACAGGAGGAAUCGAUGUCAUCGUUGUUCGACAGCCAGAUGGCAGUUUCCAGUGCUCGCCUUUCCACGUGCGCUUCGGAAAACUGGGAGUCCUUCGUUCCAAAGAGAAAGUGGUGGAUAUUGAGAUCAACGGUGAGCCUGUGAAUCUGCAUAUGAAACUGGGCGAUAAUGGAGAGGCGUUCUUUGUGGAAGAGAAUGAGGACUUUGAGACGAGGGUUCCUGCGCACCUCUGCACCUCUCCGAUUCCCACGGACCUUCCAGAAGUUUCUGAGUUUGCCGAAUCUCCCUCCAGUGUCAACUCCUCCAGUCACCGCAAGAAACGGCGCAGAAAGCGGGCACGCUCCGACACACACCUGGACGCCAUGUCCUCAUCAGACGAGAAAGAAAGUUUAGAUCAGGAUGUCCAUAAGGAGGAGUCGCCGAUGGUGAUGAGUAAGUCUAUAUACUACUCAAUGUCAGAGGAACCCAGUGAGGAACCUCAGAGCAGAGAAGUGCAUCCUCACUCCGAUGGAGAAUGUUCUGUCAAUGAGAGUGUGUUCUACAGUCGCCCUCCGUCUCCUAAGAGCGAUUCAGAAUUGUGUAAGACGCAGGAGCCUUUAGGACCUCAGAUGCAAUGGAACUGGGGCGCUUUUCCCAAGGUGUGCCAGGCAGAGAAAGAAGAAUCAGAAGCCCAACAUAACCCACCUUCCCCCGUCACGCCGUCUCACCACUCCCACUUCCGGACAAUCCACCGUCAAGCAUCAUUUGACAUUGAGAACGCAGAUUCCCCGGCGACCGUGGUGAGACCAGAACCUCAGAUUGGAACAACCAGCUCGGUUCCUCAUGAAGUUCUCCAUUCAAGUAACACACAGCUGGACGACAGGGUCACCGAAACGCAUGUCGUGACCUUGCAGUCUACAGACAACUCGCAACCCUGGACUGCAGUGGAGAUCAAAGACAGAGUUAGAUGUAUAGACAAUGAAGCUGAAACAUCAACCAGACCAAGAAACACAAUCCAUGAGACCGAUCCUGCCAACAGUGCUGCUAGUACCAUAGUUCCCAUAGAGAGUACAGAGACCCGUGAUAGUUAUAUUGUCUCAGAUGACUCCAAAAGUCAAGCAAGCACUCGUGUUACAUUUAGCGAGGUGGACACUGUUAAAGUUUUAGAAGCAGAAACUGUCAUAAACUCGGCAGACUUGAUCAAUGCCGCACCAAAGCCUAUCGCCCAAAGCUCUCUAGACAACUCUGCAGAGCCAGAGGAGGAGGCGGGGCUCGAGACUUUCAGGACCAAUCAAAAUGCUGAAAAUGCUGUGUUGACGCCAACCCUGGAGGCCGUUAUCAAAUCAGAGGAUCAGAUGGUUCUCGCUGAGUCCUCAAAAUCAACAGACCCUCAGGACAAGAGGAAAGUCAAGCGCAGUCAUCAUUUGGGACCAUCUGACAUCUAUCUUGACGACUUGACCUCUCUUGACCCUAAUGUUGCUGCUCUUUAUUUCCCUAAGAGCGAGCUGGAGUCGUCCUGCUGCUCUGACCUGGAUCUUCGCUCCAGCCAGCCCCCUGAGCCCUCUCCUCCAUCACCUCAGUCACUGAAUAGCGCCAAUGCAGACAGCGGCACGGAAUAUCUGUCCGACUCGACGACUGACACGCUAGAUGUGACUAUGUCCCUGUGCGGGCGAGGAGAUAUCAGUCAGAUCAGUAAAGAAAAGUUUAUGGAGCAUCUUGUGAAGUUUCAAGAUUUUGUCAACAACCCUGGAAUUGUUGAAGACCCAAACCUAGUCAUCUGCAUCAACUCAAAAUAUUAUAAUUGGGCUGUGGCUGCUCCAAUGAUUUUGUCAGUUCAAGCUUUCCAAAAGAAUCUACCAAAGAGCACCAUUGACAAACUAGUCAAAGAUAAGAUGCCAAAGAAGUCCGGCCGCUGGUGGUUCUCCUGGAGGAAGAAAGACAUGAACAAUAUUGAGAGAAAUCCAAAGCCUGAGUCAGAGGCGAAUCAGCCUGAAGCAUCCGCUUCCAGCACUGAACCCGCUUCACUGGAGAAGUCCUCCAUUGAACUCUCGAGUGAUGAGGACGGUUCUGUCUCCAUGAGGCUGAAGGCGGCAAGUUUAAACAUGGCACAGUCCAUUUGUCAGAUGUAUCAUAAAUCUCUGCGGCUGACCUCUGAACAGAUAGAGAGUUUGAAUCUGCGUGAGGGAGCCAAUAAAGUGGUUUUCAGUGUGACCACACAGUACCAGGGCACGUGUCGCUGUGAGGCGGCCAUUUACCUGUGGAACUAUGAUGACAAGAUUGUCAUCUCGGACAUUGAUGGAACCAUCACAAAGUCAGAUGCGCUGGGUCACAUUUUACCUCAGCUGGGGAAAGACUGGACUCAUCACGGCAUCGCCAAACUAUAUCACAAAAUACAGGAGAAUGGCUACAAGUUCCUGUACUGUUCGGCUCGAGCCAUAGGGAUGGCAGACAUCACUAAGGGUUAUUUACAGUGGGUCAAUGACAGAGGUACUGUUCUACCUAAAGGACCAGUGCUACUGGCUCCCAGCAGCCUGUUUUCUGCAUUACAUAGGGAGGUGAUCGAGAAGAAGCCAGAAGUUUUUAAGAUCGCUUGUCUCACUGAUAUCAGAGAUCUCUUCCUCCCUAGCAGAUGGCCCUUUUACGCUGCGUUCGGCAACAGAACUAAUGAUGCUUAUGCGUAUAAGGAAGUUGGUGUACCAGAGACUCAUAUUUUCACAGUGAACCCAAAAGGAGAACUCGUACAGGAGAAGACCAGAGGCAACAAAUCCUCUUACUCUCAUCUCAGCGAGCUGGUGGAUCAUGUCUUCCCCUUCCUCUGUAAAGAUUUUAUCGCAUCCUUCGAAUGUCCCGAGUUCAGUCAUUUCUCAUACUGGAGAGAACCAUUACCUCCGGUGGACCUGGAUGCCCUGAGUUAGACUCAACAUUCAGCUGUUCGUUUCCUAGCACUGGUUUAAUUCCAAACUAAAUCAUAUCUGCUGAUCGGGAAUCAGUUGCACGUUUCUACUGUCUCAAUAUUUUCUUAAUGCUUGUGUAGAGCCAAAGUAAAUGUGUCUGUGCAUUGACAGACACCAUAUGUCAGAGAUUUAUAUCUGUACACUUAUCACCCAGUGAGCCUACAUGAAUACAAUGCAAAAUUUUAUUUUUUGAAAGCAGAUUUAUUAAAAACAAUUGAACUAGAUUAUAAUUACAAUGGCAAAACACUACAUUUCACCGGCUGUCAGUAGAAGUUCUCCAAUACUCAGAAAAGCUAGUUUGGCCUUUGGAAUUCAUUGCCUUUACACAAGUAAUUUACACACUUUAUCAUCAGGAAGCUUUGUGGGUCUCAUGCAUGUGUUUUUCAUUCAAGUUCUCUACCAAAUAAUGGCCAAUAAUGCUUUCAAAUAGUUGUUCUUUGUUGGUUUUUUAAGUACAUCUUUAUAAAUAUUUACUUCUUGGUACUGGUUAUUGUAGGCGUGUUAAUUUGUAUAUACUGUAUACAACUCAAUUGUAAUUUUAUUUAUUUAAAGCAUGUACAUUGAGCUAAAACAAGGACAAUCUGGUACAUAGUCCAUUUUUGUUUAAUAAGUUUGUUUCAAUAAUAUUGAAACAAUAAAAUAAUAUGUGACAUUAUUAUGUGACAUAUUUAGCUACAUUUGUUCUGGGUUAUUAAACUUUGGUAUUAGACAUGUGUUGGAUGGGUAGGUGGUGUAUAUACAGUAGGCCUACUUCAGAUUAGAGGACUGUGUGAAUCAUGUUGCAGUGUAACAAACAAUCUUCAAAUUAUGUGUUUUUUAGAACAGAUGCUGCACGGAUUUCUGCGCGCGCGCAAGCGCACUGUGUGAGCGCGGCAGCGCGCCUAGAGCUGUUCGCAUCACGUAACUUCUAAAUUACAAAAGUAAUUUAUGGAUUUACACCUUUGCUUCUGCAAGCCAGCUGUGGCUACUUAAUCGUUUACUUAAAUGUCACAUAUUAAAAGCAAUAAUGCUAACAAACUUCGACUGUAAGCUCUGGAAAGUAUUGUAUGUGAACGUAGGCAUUGUUCAAUAUAUAUUUUUGAAAUAUUUUCCACCGUCAUGUUCUCCUCUCUCAGUGUGACUCUUUUAGUGGGAGUGAAAAGUACAAACAAAGCAUAUGCAAAUGCAUUCAUUUCCAUUUCGAGUUUCGCAAGUUCGCACUUGAUCCCGGUAAGAGGCUGUACAUUGCGAAUGCGCAAAGCGUGCGCGCGCAGAAGACCCUGGGAAAUCACCCCAAAAUAAAAAAAACUAUAAUUAGGGUCGUUAUUUCGUUUUGGUUUAUUUAUUUAUUGGAUUUCCCUUUUAAAGCUGAAAUAAGAAGAAAACAGUUUUUUUUAUUUUUGUGCAUACAGAAAAACGGAAAAGCGAAAUAUCGACUGUUUUUUUUCCAUUUGUUAUAUUGAACGGUCAAUGAUCUAUGAUAAUAUAUCAAAUGACACACGGACCUUUUUUGAUUUGGGCCAGUGACAGGCUAUUAAGUGCAUGGAAACGCCCUGCCAUGGCAACCACCAGUACACUCUAUUGU